Messenger RNA from Silurus meridionalis, 5282 nucleotides. It is a transcript of the gene brdt, whose product is annotated as bromodomain, testis-specific. Gene Ontology annotation, biological process: chromatin remodeling; positive regulation of transcription elongation by RNA polymerase II. NCBI's taxonomy places the organism in Eukaryota, Metazoa, Chordata, Actinopteri, Siluriformes, Siluridae. Gene Ontology annotation, cellular component: chromatin; nucleus. The record is from RefSeq and is a predicted model, not a curated record.
GUGGAAUGAGGGUGGAAUUAAGUUGCUCAUGAACAUCAGCAAAAGCAGCAGUGUGUAUUGUCAUUUUGAAAUUUCAAACAAUAGAAAAUUGUCCCUGACGUCAAUAAAACCCCAAUUCUUUUGCCAAUGACUAUGGCCGGAGCACGCAUGCGCUCUACCGGGCUGUCGCCUCCCUUCCCCAGCCUCUCGGCUCUAUCGUAUCCUUGUUCUCUUUGUGCGAAUUUUCAAGCUACGGGAAUGAGCGAUAGUCGGAUACUUGCGAAGAAGCUUAGCGAUGGCCAACGAAGAAACCCAUUAAUUGAGGCAAUAGGGGCCAUAACGACGAUAAAGAAAACUAGAGAUAGGUGGCCGAAUGUUCUAGAAUGGUCAUGUGAUGUCACGAGACCAGUUAUGUCGCACUUUUGAAAAAAAUUUCUGACGUAGUUUUUUUUUUUUUUUUUCUCACGAUUUCUAAGGUCGGGUAUUUCAGAUGAUUUAUUUUUACAAGGUUGAAUUGCAUCUUAAAAGAGUGAUUUGUGGCACGGGCAGAGGAUGUGUAAUGAAAACUGAGCUGCCCAGACAAAUUCUUCAGAACCUCGCUCCGCGCAUGCCUGUCUUUGGAGCAGAACCCACCAUGUCUGAGCCAGUGCUUAGCAUGAACAGGAACCCCCCUCCCCCAGAGUACAAGAACCAUAAAAAACCUGGGCGCCUCACCAACCAGAUCCAGUACCUUGAGAAAGUGGUGGUCAAAGCCUUGUGGAGGCACCAGUUCUCCUGGCCUUUCAGGCACCCUGUGGACGCUGUACAGCUCAACCUGCCUGAUUAUUAUACAAUAAUCCAAAACCCAAUGGACUUGAGCACCAUCAAAAAGCGUCUUGAAAAUAAUUACUAUUGGAGGGCUAUGGAAUGUGUUGAAGACUUCAACACGAUGUUUACAAAUUGUUAUGUUUACAAUCGGCCUGGAGAUGAUAUAGUUUUGAUGGCCCAAGCUCUUGAAAAGCUGUUUCUUGAGAAAGUAGCUGAAAUGCCACAGGAUGAGUUUGUGAUUACAGCAGUUACAAACAAGGCACCUCUGAAAGGACGGAGGAUAUCCACUGCAGUCAUGGGGAAAAUACGGCCUCAGUCUCCUGUGUCUGAGGUUGUGUUUCAGCAGACAGUGACCGUGAUACCUCCUGAAGCACUGCACACCAUCUCGUCUACACCCCUGUCUGCGCAGCUUGAAGCCAAAUUGAAAAAGGGGGUGAAAAGAAAAGCUGACACCACAACCCCCAUGCCUCCUGUCCUUAACAGCAGUGAGUCAUCUUCCUGUGUCUCAGAACCGAAGGUGUUGAAGUUGUUCUCACGGCGAGGCAGUGGGCGACCCAUCAAACCACCACGUAAAGACCUGCCAGAGUCGCCACAGCAGCACCAAGUGGGCUGCCGUACCAAACUCUCUGAAAGGCUUAAAUACUGUAAUGGCAUCUUGAAGGAGAUGUUGACAAAAAGGCACUCUGGAUAUGCCUGGCCCUUCUACGAGCCUGUGGAUACUGUGGCACUCUGCCUGCAUGACUAUCAUGAUAUUAUUCAACAGCCCAUGGAUUUGGGCACCAUUAAAAAAAAGAUGGACAAUCGUGAGUACACCGAUGCCUUGCAGUUUGCUGCAGACAUUCGUCUUAUGUUCUCGAACUGUUACAAGUACAACCCACCGAACCAUGAGGUUGUGGCGAUGGCCAGAAAACUCCAGGAGGUUUUUGAGUCCCGCUUUGCUAAAAUUCCAGAGGAGUCGAGGGCUUCAGCACCUGGUCAGCACCUUGUGCCUAAAAGGAAGAAAAAUAACGAGAGCAGAAGUCCGUCCAGCUCUGAGAGCAGCGAGUCAGAUUCAUCUUUGUCAGAAAGCUCGUCAGACUCUGAAGACGAAGAGAAAAGGGCACAAAGAUUGUCUGUUCUAGAGGAACAGCUUAAGGCGGUGCGGCAGCAGCUGCAAAUACUGACCCAAACACCAUUGCUGAAGCAAAAGAAGAAAGAGAAGUCAAAGAAGGAGAAAAGAAAAAAUGAUAAACGAAAGGGUGGUGAAGUGCAAAAACCAGUUCCAGAGAAGGUGCACAGGAGAUCGAGUGGCAGCAAGUCAUCAGGGAGGAAUAUGGAGAGCAAAGCGUACGAGUCUGAAGAAGAGGAACUCGCUCUGCCCAUGUCCUAUGAAGACAAACGACGUUUAAGUCUGGACAUCAACAAGCUGCCUGGAGACAAACUAGGCAAAGUGGUAAAUAUCAUCAAGGCCAGAGAACCUAUGCUUAGAGACACAGACCCUGAGGAGAUUGAGAUUGACUUUGAGGCACUCAAACCAACUACGCUCCGAGCUUUGGAAACUUUUGUCAUGACCUGCCUAAAGAAAAAGCCUAAGACGCCUGGACAGAAAAAUCCACAAAAACCCAAAAAAGAUGAAAAAAUGAAGGAAAUUGUGAAACAGAAUGCCAAUGAAGAGCCGGCCUUGAACAAGAGGACCAAGGCAAAAAGUGAACAGUCAUCAGAGCCCAAGGAGCUGGCGCUCUCGUCUCGCCUUAGUGAGAGUAGCAGUUCCUCCUCUGGUUCUGAGAGCAGUAGUUCUGACUCUAGUUCUUCUGAUAGCAGUGACUCUGAAUCAGAGCAGAAACCUAAGAAGAAAAACAAAGCCCAUGGUCAUGGCACCAAAAUUAAAAACAAGGCGUUGAAGAGCAUUGCCCUUGAGCGGAAGGAGUCCACUAAAGACCCGUCUGAGCAGACCAUCAAGCCACCUGCUGAGGAGGCCGAAGCGCCACCAGCUCUGCACAGCCAGCUACCUCCUCAGCCAUCCAGACCCAGUGCCAAAGCCACUCCUUUAGUUCGAAAGACCUGGAUGACCACACAAAAUAUGCCCUCUGAGCACAGCCCCUCAUCUCCCACUGACCUUCCUGCCGCAGACAUUCCCACCUCCUUUUCCUCCUGCCUUACCCUCAUACCAAUGCCAUCUACGUCAUCCCCCCCCAUAGCCUGUGCACAUCCGCCUGCUUCACCCAGUCUCUUUACUGUCCAAAAUUCCCCAGUAUCUGCUCCCACAUACCCAGCAUUUCCCCUCUCAACUGCAGCCCCUGUAAAUCCUGUGAUUAAGGCUCAGCUCAAAGGUUUCCCUGCUCUGCUUUCUCCACUUUCUUCUCCUCCUGGACUGCCCUCUUCAAACUCUGCAGCAUCUGUAGCAAGACACCAGCCCACCACCAAGCAGGAGCAGUGUCCCAGUUUGACCACUCUGUUGGAAGAUAAGGAGGAACCAGGUGUAGCGGGAGAGUCUCAGCUGCACACAACCCCUGGUACUAAACCCACAGAAGAUGCAGAACCACACAAACCGAGCCAAGACCACAAGCCCAGUGUGGCUAAAACGGAGAUUGUUUUGAAACAUGCAGACUCCUGGACAAGCCUGGGCAAGAUGGCUGCUCUUGCUCCUUCUGCCAUUCGAUCAUCCAAGGAGAGUUUCCAACAAUUCCGCAAGGUUGCCAUGGAGAAGGAGGAGCGAGAAAGGGCACGUAAGCUCCAGCUGGAGGCUGGUCGAGAGCGGAGCGGCUCCGACAAAAGCAGCCUGACACAGCAGCUUGCUAAGACCAAAUUAGAGAUUCAGGCCUCCAGGACGGAGAUGGAGUCUGCAGAGCUUCCCAUUAUGGCAGCCAUUUUAGACCAACCUAAAACGCCAGAAACUUCUGCCAUGGACCGCGAAAGAGAGAUGGCACGCAAGAGAGAGCAAGAGAGACGCAGACGGGAAGCUUUGUCUGGAACCAUUGACAUGACCAUGCAGCAUGACAUCAUGGCCACCUUUGAGAAAAACCUCGACUGAAAUGACUAAAAAAAUAUAUAAAUAAAUACAUAUAAAGAAUUAUUUGUUUAAAAAAAAACACAUAUAUACAUAGAUAUACAUGCUACUUUUAUGUGUCAAGAGUAGCUGGUCUUCUCCGCUCGCUAACAAGCUCCACGAGUCCUGGUGACUGAAACGGGUUCUCACACCUCACCAGUGUCGUUGACUCACUUUACUCACUUUAGCACAUUUUUAUGGAAGUGACUGUAGAUAAAAAAAACUAAAAAUGUAAGAAGUUGAUACUGUACAGUGUACAAUUAAAGUGGAGCAUGCCAUGCAAUGGGCCGCUUGUGCAUUGAAAUGAUAUAAUAUGUAAUGAUAUUGGUAUUUAGAUGUUUGCUUAAGUUCGAAUAUUGAGGUACACAUAGUCACUUCCUUUUGUGAAGGGUAAAAAUGUAACUAAAAUGGUGAUUGCUCAUCCAAUACUGUAUGUUUUAUUUUGCAUUCUCCCUCCCCCCUUUAUUUUGUACUGAAAAUGAUGUCCAUUGUUGCUUUUAUAUACUAAGAAGUAAAGAAACGGGUCUGCUUGCACUGAGUGUUGUUAAAACUGAUGGGUCUAUAAAGCAGGAAGUAAGAAAUGCUCUACUUGUAUAUUUAUGGAGUUCAAAGCAGUUGUAUGUGAAUAACAUUCCAUUGUCAGUUUCCAAAACAUGUCACUGUAUAGAUGCAUCUUUACAGCAUCCCCUUCAAUGCUUUACAGUGGUAAGAUGCAUAUGCGAAAGCCUUACGAGUUGUAAUUAUAUUCUUUGGCAGUAUCCACUGGUUUCCUAAAUGUAGCAUGAAAAGUGAAGGGAUGUACAUUUGUGAUUUGCAAUAUGAACAUUUGUAAAAAAGAAGUUUGUGGUAAUAAUAGUUGCAAAUCUUCAAAUCGGUUGCAUUUUUCUGCUUUGUGAUUCAUACAUUUACUGUCUAAAUGUUGCAUUGAAGUCAUCUUAGACAGCAAAGUAACUCCAUGUUCAAUUGAAACAAUCAGUAUUUUGUCUGUAGUAGAAGUAAUAUGCAUACGAAUGUGACCUUUGCAUAUAUUAUUCCGUAAUAUAAUUGCUAUUGUAUGUCAUUGCGUGACUGACGAUAUAUAUUUUGAUUACAAAGAAUUGUUUAAGUGAAUUAUAAUGCACAGUGCAAUUCCAGUUAACUUUUCUGUGACGCACCGCAAAAUCCUAGUGUUGCUUUAACUGUUCUGUAAGGCAUUUAAAAACUCACUGUUGAUUCAGUGUUUGGCAGGUUACUAUGCCUACAGUUUGUAGUCUGUGUUUAGUUAAGGUGUUUGUGCAAAACCUGCAAUUUUGUUUUUCCUUUGACCCUGAUGCUUGUGGUGAUCUCUUCUCAGUUGACUUCCUUCUGUCCAUCACUCAAGCACUUUAUUCAGCAUCCUGGUAGGACACAAGUGAAGAAGGAUAUGGGGAUAUUUCAUAGUGACCAUAGUCUAGUAAAAAUAAAAAUAAUCAAAUAAACUAUUUUCAAUUAA